AUGGAUGACGAUCAAUAUUUUAUUAACCAAAGAUUAAUUAAUGCAGCUAAAAGAGGUGAAGAAGAAAAUGUUGAAGAGUUUGUUUUAGAUUCAGAAAAUAAAGUUGAUAUUAAUUGUACCGAUUCUAUUGGUGAAACAUCAUUACAUUGGGCAGCAAAGAAUAAUCAUGCAGAAGUUAUAAAGGUUUUAAUUAGAUUAAAGGCAAAUGUAAAUGCAGUUCAAGCAGGUUCAUUAGAUACUCCACUUCAUAAAGCUGCAUUUAAAAAUAAUUUAGACGCUAUCCGUAUUUUAGUCGUAGAUGGUAAAGCAAAUACUAACCUUAAAAAUAAAGAUGAUCGUACUCCACUUCAAUUGGCCAACGAUGUUGAAUGUCGUAAAUUAUUAGUACCAUCUGUUGAUACAAGUGUAGAUGAUGUUGUUGAUGAAGAAGAUAGCGAUAAUGAAUAA
Messenger RNA from Dictyostelium discoideum AX4, 447 nucleotides. RefSeq lists its product as hypothetical. The record is from RefSeq and is a predicted model, not a curated record. The coding region runs from base 1 to 447 and encodes 148 amino acids. The transcript is spliced from 2 exons. NCBI's taxonomy places the organism in Eukaryota, Evosea, Eumycetozoa, Dictyosteliales, Dictyosteliaceae.